Messenger RNA from Talaromyces rugulosus, 1128 nucleotides. RefSeq lists its product as uncharacterized. Lineage: Eukaryota; Fungi; Ascomycota; Eurotiomycetes; Eurotiales; Trichocomaceae. The transcript is spliced from 2 exons. Bases 1 to 1128 code for a protein of 375 amino acids. The record is from RefSeq and is a predicted model, not a curated record. Gene Ontology annotation, biological process: mitotic sister chromatid segregation. Gene Ontology annotation, cellular component: spindle midzone; chromosome, centromeric region; chromosome passenger complex.
AUGACUGCUACAGUAUCGAGAAAGCGCAAGUCGACAGAGCCGGACCGCGACCCCCGGGAUGAAACCCAAAUCACAACGCCAACAGGCAGUCCGCCGGCCAAGAAACUGAGAAUUACCCAGAGCCAGAAACAGACACUUAUUGACAAUCUUCAAUUAGAAAUUACGGAACGCGCACGAAAACUACGUGCUCAAUACGCACUACAAGCACAGGACCUGAGGUCCCGAAUUGAAAGACGCGUAAAUCGCAUCCCUGUAUCAUUGCGCAAAACUACGAUGGGCGCGCUUCUCGAGAAGUACUCGCAAGUAGCCCUGUCCCCGAAAAAGUCAGCUGCUCCCGCAAAGUCCACGAGAAGCGCGAACACAACUGUUGUCUCCAGAGACAUCGAGUAUCCGAAUCUCGCAGCCAUUAAAUCGCCCCCUCGUCAUACCAGGCAGACGAGCAACGUCGGCAGUUAUUCAGAUAAAGAGAAUGCGCCCCUUCCAGAGACCCAUCUUGCUCUUGACAACCCAAAGAAACGAGGCAAUCCGAGUGCUGCUGGCCAGCCGCGCUCUGUGUCACAAGUCCUUCGCGAUGCCGAGUCAAAAGUUCUUUCGCCAAAAUCCUCCAACUCUCGCACAUAUAAACAGUCGCCACUUAUAACAUCACCUACCAAAGCGUCAUACCUAUCGCGCCCUGUCUCGCCUUUAAAGCCAUCGAGUCCGUUGAAAGCUAUGAUUGAAGAUGCACGUGCUCGGACAACGCGUCCGGAAACCAAGAAAACUUCACCGGCAGUUGGAAGGAAGACAAAGACAACAACACAAACGCGGAAGACUACGACCAAAUCCGCCAAACCGAUUGCCACCAAGUCCCCGGCGCGACCUACAACACGACAACAGGACCGACAUACAAGCACCAGCACAACAUCGUCUAACAUGUCUUCGGGUACAACCAUAGUCCGACCUACGCGCACUGCAACAGCCAAGCGUGCCACUGCGACGACGUCAAGCGCUGCAGCAAAACGAACCACUGUGGCCCGCAGUCAAGGCCCUACAGCUGCAGCCACCGCAAAGCGAACAGCAGCAACGGCUAAAAGAGCAGCCGAAACUCCCACCAGCAAUACUGGUCGGGUGCUAAGAAAGCGAGCCUAG